Messenger RNA from Lepus europaeus (European hare), 1097 nucleotides. RefSeq names its product RNA-binding protein 7-like. Gene Ontology annotation, cellular component: nucleus. Gene Ontology annotation, biological process: regulation of alternative mRNA splicing, via spliceosome. NCBI's taxonomy places the organism in Eukaryota, Metazoa, Chordata, Mammalia, Lagomorpha, Leporidae. The record is from RefSeq and is a predicted model, not a curated record. The transcript has a single exon. Gene Ontology annotation, molecular function: single-stranded RNA binding. Bases 28 to 831 code for a protein of 267 amino acids.
CCUGGGCUGGGAGGGGGCGACGCUGAAAUGGGGGCAGCGGCCGCGGAAGCGGAUCGCACUCUGUUUGUGGGCAACCUUGAGACGAAAGUGACAGAGGAGCUCUUGUUCGAGCUUUUCCACCAGGCUGGGCCAGUAAUAAAGGUGAAAAUUCCAAAAGAUAAGGAUGGUAAACCAAAGCAGUUCGCAUUUGUAAAUUUCAAACAUGAGGUGUCUGUUCCUUAUGCAAUGAAUCUACUUAAUGGAAUCAAACUUUUUGGAAGGCCCAUCAAAAUUCAAUUUAGAUCAGGAAGUAGUCAUGCCUCACAGGAUGUCAGUUUGUCAUAUCCCCAGCAUCAUGUUGGACAUUCAAGCCCUACCUCCACUUCUCCUAGCAGUAGAUACGAAAGGACAGUGGAUAAUGUGGCUCCAUCAGCACAGAUGAUCCAGAGGUCUUUCUCGUCUCCAGAAAAUUAUCAGAGACAAGCAGUGAUGAGCAGUGUUUUGAGACAGAUGUCAUAUGGUGGGAAAUUUGGUUCUCCACAUGUGGAUCAGUCAGGAUUCUCACCAUCAGUUCAGUCCCAUAAUCAUGCUUGUAUCCAGUCAUCAAGCUCCCAGUGGUGCCAGGAUACCCCGUCGUCACGGCGUAAAGGCAGGCAGAAUUCUCACCCCUACCUGGCAGACAGACAUUACAGCCGUGAACAGCGGCACUCUGAUCACGGGUCUGACCGCCACUACAGAGGCAGCCACGAUGAUUUCUUCUAUGAAGACAGGAACCAUGAUGGCUGGAGCCAUGACUAUGAUAACAGGAGAGACAGUAGUAGAGAUGGAAAAUGGCGUUCGUCUCGGCACUAACAGGUGUUAAAAGGACGAUGUUUUAUAGGGUCAUUUUAGGCACUUUUGACUAAGUUGGUCUGGAAAUAUUUUGUUUAGAAACUGUACAGAGCAGCUUUACAAGUUGCCACCUUUCUUUAUAAAUUUUUUUUAAAGCUGAUAGCUACAAUUUAAUACAGAAAGGAAGAUUGUGGUUCUACUUUUAUUACAUUAAUAACCUUUCACCUCAGGGUUUUAAGCAAAGGAAAGUGCCACAUCUCUUUAGACAGUUUAGGAAGGGUGGAUUA